UUAAAGCUGGGAGUUACAGAACUAUGUACCUGUCUAAAAUUGUGGCAUUGUCGGGGGCCAUAUUGGAUCCUCACCGGCACGGAGCAGCCUGGUCUGGAUCGGAUUCUCCUGGGGCAAGAAACGGGAACCAAAGCGACACAUGAUGAUGCCUGCGACCACUCUGGGCUACUCUGCAUUCUGUAGCUAGAUAUGUAGGAAGCUGUAUUUCUGUAACCCCCACUUAGUUUGGGGGGGGGGGGCUUUGGAGGGAAUCUGGGUUGUAGGUGGGCUUUCUUUUUUAAUAGCCAAACAUGAAUUGCUGCAUGUGUGUGCUGGGGACCCAGCGGCGAUCCUGAAUCAUUCAGUCUAGGAGCCCCUAUUUGUCUGUAGCUUUAUACAGAGCUGGCAGAGCAAUGAGAAUGCCGCCCCCAAAGUGAGAAACAGAAAACCACAUAAAGCAACGAUGCAGCUGAAUCAUCUGUGUUCAGCAUCCCAUGAAAAAAGUUCAGCCCUUUGGCCAAAGAAUAAAGAGAAUUGUAGUUCAAGACAGCCGGAGAGCUUUAUAAUGUGUGAGAUAUGUGUUUUAACAUAAUGGAUUGCCUUACAGGCAGUGAAAUGGUUAAUUUUCUGUCAGUGAAAAAGCAAUAUGGGAGAGUGUAAUUGGUUACCUUCCAAGCAGAAUUUUGUUUAUUCAUCUGUUUCCAUAGCUCCAGCUUGUCACUCAUUAAAGUGCCUUUUCCUAUAAGCAUGACGGAGGAGUAUGUAAUGUUUCCAGCCAGCAGUGCUGUAAUGCCUCACAUAUGCUUGGAAGUGCAAUGGAAACACUCAGAGCCUUGGCUCAGCACCGUCUGUUAAUCCUCUCAAAUGGAACUAAUAUUCACCACAGCCCUUCCUUGAUAUGAAACAUGUUUCCUCUGUAGGUGUGGGCCACACAAGGCAAUCUCAUAAGGCAAUCUGCAGCUGCCCAAAUGCACUGUAUACAAGUCACACCCCAACAGGGAGUGUAGGGGGAGAUGCCGCUGCGUCAUGAUACAGGGGUGGGACUGUAUGUCAGAGUCCUGCGUGGACCAGUUUUUGAGAUCCGUGACCUGCAAACCACAUUUUUACAAGAUUUGACUCACUACUGGACCAUUUAACAGGAAGUGCUGUUGCUACAAACCGGAAGUGGCAUUAUCAAAUACAUUUUAAAUUAUGGUUAAAGAAGUAAAAUAUAGAUAAUUUAAGAAAUAUGAAUAAGACCCACAACCUGACCCACGACCCGCACCUAAAUCCUACCCACAACCUGCAAGGUAACUGUCCCACUGAAGGACUCUACUGUACGUGAGACAAGUCACAGCUGAGAUUGUACUUAUUUGUGGGAACAGACCAUGCAGUUUCUUACAUGCUUGUUCAUCAGGCGUUAAUCCUUUAGGUGUAUGAACUGGGGGUUGGGGAGUCCAUUUUGGAAGAUAAAAGCUAAAACAUGCACCUCUUUUGUGCUCAAAACGUAUCGAUUCUACAACCGAACGGAACUCCGUUGGAAGCAUGUGACCAUUCUAUUUCAUGAGAAGUUGGUGGAGAAUUCCCUGGUGCUGGUUCUAGAGUUCCUCCAACUGGGCUGAGAUUUGGUCACAUGGUUUUCCUGCUCUUCAUAUUAGUGACCACUUGCAUCCUAUGCAUCGAGACAUUGCCAGUCUGGAGCUGCUUAAAUGAAAACAUAUCCACAAACCUUGAGCUCAAUGGGGUCCCAUCAUUACCCCGUCCCUCCAGGACUCACCGUUGUCCAGUAGAAAGUUCCAAUCCCAGCAGCCCCUGGGAAUAAGGUUCCUGAUGUGCACCAGCAAUUGGUCAUUGCACCAUCUUCCGCUGGUCCCAGUAUACAAAACAGUAGUCGGAUCAGCCUGUCCAGCAUUUUUAUUAAUGACCCUAAUAGUUUUAGAUUGUUAACCCUGUGGUUAACUUGGGAAUAUCAUAUGUACCAAUACUUUAUCAUUGGCUUCAGUAUUUCCUUUAUUUUGGCAACCGCUCCCAUGUGUAUCCUUCUGUUUGUAUGAACCAAGGGGGCCAUUACGGGGCCCUUGUGUUUAUAUUAGGCUUGUACCAAAUCCAGGACAGGGUUCCCAAAUGCCAUCCUGAAUUUUGGGCAUUUCUAAGCACUCAAUGUGUAAAUUGGGCCAAGGCUUAGCCAGCGUGUAUCUGUCGUGCUCCUGACUUGUUCAGAUGCUGUGAUGUGCAACAUGCACGGGAUUUAGUAAAUCCUAGCUCUUAUUGGGAUAUCACAGGGAACAGGACGCUCCCUCCCUGGCUGGAACUGUACCUCCGCUGCCAAUUCUAUAUAAAUAAACCAAAGUGAUUCCCUGAAGACAAAAUCCAAGUAAAACCUCCCAGCCUGCGCGUUUGUGUAGAAUUAUUCUUAGUGUUUGGGGCCAGGUGGCCGGGGCUUCUGUCCAACCUUAUUCCUGUGAGAGGCAAAGGCAGGAGUGAGUGGAAGAGCCUGCCAGCCCCCCAGCCCUCAGCCAGCAGAAGCUCUGCUCUGUCUCUGUGCAGCCUGACUUGUACCCACUAUCACCUGCCUCCCCUCUCAUCUGCCUUCAGCUCUCCCCCUUCCUCCAGAUCUUAUCACUUCUCCAUAAUUAUUCUAUCAUCCCGCAUCAAUAAGCCAAGCUGUUACUUGUCAAUUCUUCAACUCUCAGCUCCUUUCCCAUGAAGCUCAAACCCCUCUAAGGGUGCUUUUAUAUUGCAACUGACCAGCUUGUCUCUCCCUCCCUUUAAUCCCCCCCACGCCUCCCUUUCAGCUGCCUCUCCUCUUCCAGGUAAUCAGUCUCCUGUCAGUCUCUGCCUGGCUGCUGUCACCAAAAGGAUGAAGACCAACAACAAGGUGUGGAUGCUAAAAGCAGCCAUGAUGCUACUAUUUGGAAUACUGAUUGCAAGCUGUAAUGGUUCCAAACCAGUUAAGCGACCGCCACCAAAACCCAAGAGCUGCGCAGAUCGGCCGGAGGAACACUUGGAACAGGUGUAUGGGCGACUGGCAGCGGGUAUGCUCAGUGCCUACCAUCACACACUACAGCUGCAGCCACUAGAUAAGGAGAAUAUCAGCUGUCCCGCUGGGACCCAAGGCAGAGGGGCCGGUGACGGCAAACAGCGUCUGCCAGUUAAUAUUCACAGCAUCUCUCCGUGGGCUUAUAGAAUAUCCUACAAUCCCACAAGGUACCCCAAGUACAUCCCAGAGGCCUACUGUCUGUGCAAGGGCUGCCUGACGGGGCUCCUUGGAGAAGAGGACCUUAAUUUCCGCAGCAUGCCAGUCUACAUGCCCACGGUAAUUCUGCGGCGAACCACAAGCUGCGCCGGGGGCCGUUAUGUCUAUGAAGAGGAAUAUAUUACUAUCCCAGUGGGCUGCACCUGUGUCCCAGAGCAGGAGAAGGGGGCAGAAUUAUUAGAAAGCGUCAACUCCAGUUUAGAGAAAGAAAAAUUUAAACUGCCUCUAAAUAAAAGCGAGAAGCCACUGGCUAACUAAACGGUGGCCAGAACCGACCCAAGAUGUGGCCAUUGUAGAAGCUGCUUGGUUUCCUCUUUAUUUUAUGGCACAGGCCUACGGAGAGGAAGGUCGGCAUCUGUUCCAUCAGGCUGGCGCAGGCAGGAGUUUGUAAAAGGGUGGCUCAAAUAGAUUGCAAGCUCUCUCUGGCAAAAGGUAUUUAUGCUAUUCUCUGAAGGGCUGAGCUGAUUUAUAGUGGAUUACCCUAUCACCAUAGUUAGGGCAUCAAUGAUAUAUAGACACAGUGUUUAAUAUAUUCUUGUUCUAUAAGAUUAUUAGUGAGCACACAUAAAUCUUAAAGGUUUAUCCAUGGAUAAACUACAGCAUGUUCUCAGGCUUUAGUCACUUCACUACAUAGCCAUGUAAUCAUGUAUUUUAAAUGUACAAUAAACAAGAUCAGCAGGCAGCCAGGCCGUCUCUCGACAGUCCAAGUCCUUACAAUUGGAGUAGUCUUAUUACUAUACAAAAAGGUCAUUGCAGUACUGAACAAUAAAGGGGAUAAAAACAUUUCCCAUUUGGAGGUUUGAUCUACAAAUGCCUAAAUACCCUCCUGGAGGCAGUUGGUGGCCCAAACCAUCCCAGGACUCAACCAGCUCAUCAGUAAUUCCAUUGAAGUAGGCAACCCAAAUGUAGAGAUGGAUUCAUGCAAUCGAUUCAAAGAGACGCAUUCCUGUAGGACCCACUUCUUGACCAAUUCACUAAAUGGCUUCUCAAGAUUUGCUGCAGAUUUUUUCCGCCCAGGAAUCUACUGGAGAAAGACACAAGGGAAUGUGUAAAGGUGCAGUAUGGUGCCGUAUGUACAUCACAUUUCUUGGCAUGUUCCCAUUAGUUCAGUAGGUACACUUGGCAGUUGCAUGGUAUUGAUAUGAGCCAAACAGCUUAGAAGUGAAUGAGCCAGGGAAUAUAAUCCCCCAACUUGACUCUUUAGUAUUACUGCAACACUUUUAGGUCCUUUCAGUCUAUUAACAUCAGAGAACAGGUGAUAAGGUGGCCACAAGUGGUCAUUCAAGAUUGUUUCAGUGAGAUUAUCUACAUGUGUGGGGCCCACUGAUAUCAACCAAUAUCCAUGCACCGUGUUGGCAAGGGAAUGGUGCAUCAGCAGAUGAGAAAGUGAAUAGGAGCUGUGGCUUCACACAAAUGAUUGGAGCAACUGAAAGGCGGCUGUGUGUGGCCCCUUGUAUUCUUUACAGUCUAAACUUACUGGCUGGACUAUAUCUGUAAUCUGGUCCAACAGUCACUAUGCCUCAUAUGUUGUUUCCAAGGGACUUUACAUUAGAGGAGCCAGCAACUCUUUUCUCAUUGUGUAACCUUUACCUGCUACGAGUUUUCAUUUUCUCUGUCGGUUGAAUGAUGCCAGCUGUGCUCCCUGCAAGUCUCCAUCUUUGUGUAACCCCGUGUCCUGUCAGCGGUCUCACAAAAGCAACUGCGUGCCACUCGGCCCCCCUCAGUACAAUCUCUCACAAUAACGCCCCGCAGGAGUGGGUGCCAUUCCUGUCACUGCCAUGUGUCACAUACACCAUUUAAAUUAAGACUGAAAAAAUACAUUUACAGCAAUAUAAAUUUCAUUAAAACUAUGUAGAAAUUCAAGUGGAACUAUUUUAAUUAAAAUAUUAUUUGAAUAA
Molecule: messenger RNA, 5112 nt
Organism: Xenopus tropicalis (tropical clawed frog)
Lineage: Eukaryota; Metazoa; Chordata; Amphibia; Anura; Pipidae
Source: RefSeq, a predicted model, not a curated record